AGAGGAAAGUCCACGUAGAACAUGGUAGGGGAAACAGUUCACGGAAGCCAUUGGUGACAUCAGGCGAGUCAGAGUUGUCAUCAAACAUUGGAAAAAUCUGCAAUGGAAAUACAUUCGAGAUGCCCUCCAGCAGGUGAGUCAGAGAAACCAUGGAUCCUUUAUUGACAAGUGGUCGUCUUUCGGGUGGCUAGUAUUUAGUAUACAGUCAUAGUGAGGGGUGGUCAAUAGUCCACCGUACUCGCCCGAGUGCCCCGCCACUCCCGAGGGUCGGCGACCGAAUUCGACGACCAUGCGGCUUGGAGAGUCAGAACGAUAUCGGCUCGCCUCUCCCCUCUCUUUUCCUCUAUCACCAACUGUCUCCUCACACUCCAGGCACAUUUUGCUGUUGCUCUUCCGCCUGAUCAUUUUCUCUCUUCUGGCAUUACCAAUUGCGACGCAACAAUAUGGAGGCGAUUAGGAAGACCUUUGCGCAAUGCAAGAAGGAGGGCAGGUCUGCACUUGUCACGUAUGUGACUGCGGGCUAUCCUACUGCCCAGGAGACUCCAGAUAUCAUGCUCGGCAUGGAGGCCGGAGGUGCAGACCUCAUUGAAUUGGGAAUGCCCUUCACCGACCCAAUUGCUGACGGACCGACGAUCCAGAAGUCCAAUACCCAAGCACUCUUGAACGGAGUCAACACUGAAGGAUGUCUUCAGAUGGUUCGGGAUGCGAGAAAGCGGGGUCUCAAGGCUCCCGUUCUCCUUAUGGGAUACUACAACCCGCUGUUGAGCUACGGCGAGGAGCGCAUGCUGCAGGAUGCGAAGGAGGCGGGCGUCAAUGGCUUCAUCAUCGUUGAUCUACCCCCGGAGGAGGCUGUGCGCUUCAGGAACUUCUGUGCCAGCUAUGGUCUCUCCUAUGUUCCCCUCAUUGCUCCUGCCACCUCGGACCACCGUAUGCGCGUCCUCUGCAAGAUUGCCGAUUCCUUCAUCUACGUCGUUUCCCGCAUGGGCGUGACUGGCGCUACCGGAACCCUGAAUGCCGCGCUUCCCCAGUUGCUCGAACGCGUCCACAAGUACUCUGGCAACAUUCCGGCUGCCGUCGGCUUCGGUGUUAGCACGAGGGACCAUUUCCUGAGCGUUGGAAAGAUUGCGGAAGGUGUGGUCAUUGGCAGCCAAAUUGUCAAUGUCCUCGCGGAGGCUGCCCCCGGUGAGGGUGCCAAGGCCGUGGAGAAGUACUGCGACAUGAUCUCUGGCAAGAGCUCCUGGAGCCAGACUCGCGAGGUUGGCAUUGUGGAGACUCUGUCCGAUGCUAAGGAGCCUAGUGGCGUGAGUGUUGACAAAGUCAUCACCGAUGCAGACACCAACGGGGCCGGACUGGCGGACCAGAUUGAGGCCUUGAACACCGAUGGCUUCAGUGACGAGCAUGUUCUUCCCGCCCGUUUUGGCGAGUUUGGAGGACAGUAUGUGCCCGAAUCGCUCAUGGACUGUCUCGCCGAGCUCGAAAGAGGUUUCAAUGAGGCCAAUUCGGACCCAAAGUUCUGGGAGGAGUACCGGUCCUAUUACGAUUACAUGGGACGCCCGGGUCAUCUACAUCUUGCCGAGCGACUCACGGAACAUGCUGGUGGAGCGAACAUCUGGUUGAAGCGUGAGGAUCUCAAUCAUACGGGAAGUCACAAAAUCAACAACGCCCUCGGUCAGAUCCUGAUCGCCAGAAGACUGGGCAAGACGGAGAUUAUUGCGGAAACUGGAGCUGGGCAGCAUGGUGUCGCAACCGCCACCGUCUGUGCCAAGUUCGGCAUGAAGUGUACCAUCUACAUGGGCGCCGAGGAUGUGAGACGUCAAGCCCUCAACGUCUUCCGCAUCAAGCUCUUGGGCGCUCAGGUCAUCGCGGUUGAGGCGGGCUCCAAGACGCUUCGCGAUGCCGUCAACGAGGCUCUGCGUGCUUGGGUGGUCAACCUGUCCACGACGCACUACAUUAUCGGCUCUGCCAUUGGACCUCAUCCGUUCCCGACCAUUGUGCGCACCUUCCAGUCCAUCAUCGGAAACGAGACGAAGCAGCAGAUGCAGGAGAAACGUGGCAAACUUCCGGAUGCGGUGGUUGCCUGUGUGGGCGGUGGUAGCAAUGCUGUUGGCAUGUUCUACCCCUUUGCCAACGACCCGUCCGUCAAGCUUCUGGGGGUGGAGGCGGGAGGUGACGGCGUGGAUACUGCUCGCCACAGCGCUACUCUCACGGGAGGCACCAAGGGCGUGCUUCACGGGGUGCGCACCUACGUGCUCCAGGACAAGCACGGCCAGAUCAGCGACACGCACUCGGUCUCGGCCGGCCUCGAUUACCCCGGUGUUGGUCCUGAGCUGUCCAACUGGAAGGAUAGCGAUCGAGCCAAGUUCAUCGCUGCUACGGAUGCCCAGGCUUUCAUCGGGUUCCGGCUGCUCUCCCAGCUUGAGGGUAUCAUCCCCGCUCUGGAGACGUCGCAUGCCAUCUACGGCGCCGUUGAGCUUGCGAAGACGAUGAACAAGGACCAGGAUAUCGUCAUCUGCCUCUCUGGCAGAGGUGACAAGGACGUCCAGAGCGUGGCUGAUGAAUUGCCGAAGCUGGGACCCCAGAUUGGAUGGGAUUUGCGAUUUUAGAUGCACUGCACUCCUAUACGAGCGUUGAUUCGGACAAGCGAGCAUAUAACGCAGUAGUUAGAUGGACAGCAUUCCAGCAACAAGAGUUGUCUUACUGCCUCUUUUCAUGUCCGACUGAACACGACUGUGCGCGUAGGGGUUAUUGACCUGAUUGGCCCUUUCUGCGCCUCCCUCCAAGUAUAACCAGCCUUAAACACCGUGCCCUCGUAGCGUAACUAGAAUAUAGCUAAUUAGAUU
This is a messenger RNA of Westerdykella ornata, 2840 nucleotides long. RefSeq names its product tryptophan synthase-like protein. Gene Ontology annotation, cellular component: cytoplasm. The record is from RefSeq and is a predicted model, not a curated record. The coding region runs from base 444 to 2603 and encodes 719 amino acids. Gene Ontology annotation, molecular function: tryptophan synthase activity. Gene Ontology annotation, biological process: L-tryptophan biosynthetic process. Lineage: Eukaryota; Fungi; Ascomycota; Dothideomycetes; Pleosporales; Sporormiaceae. The transcript has 5 exons.